Micromonas pusilla CCMP1545 is the source of this 267-nucleotide messenger RNA. RefSeq lists its product as uncharacterized. The coding region runs from base 1 to 267 and encodes 88 amino acids. The transcript has a single exon. Gene Ontology annotation, molecular function: carbohydrate binding. The record is from RefSeq and is a predicted model, not a curated record. NCBI's taxonomy places the organism in Eukaryota, Viridiplantae, Chlorophyta, Mamiellophyceae, Mamiellales, Mamiellaceae.
AUGUCCAGAUCAUCGGCGUCCGGGACGACGACGUUCCGUCGGUUCCGCGACGUGGACCCCAACCGCGUGGACCUCUCCAUCGCCGGCUCGUUCGACGAAACGCUAGCAUCAUUCGACGACGAUCACGUCCACGCGGUCCCGGUGACGCUGUCGUGCAACGCGACGACGGUCCCGGGGCAGCGCGUCGUCGCCGUGGGCACGUGGUGCGACUGGGACGUCGCGAAGGGCGCGCGCAUGGAGUGGACGGAAGGUGCGAAGGCUGACUGA